UGGUGGACGAUCGUUGACGAGGGGUUUGGUCGUCCGCCCUUGUCUGCCCCGGCGGACUGUUGCGUCGCAGGAAUGAAGAGAUGCCAUAAUUUUGCAGUUGCUGGCUGUUUUCGGCUUCUCGCCUUUUCGUUUCGGUCUCCCAUGCAUGCACCCAGCUUCCCCUCUCUCUCAGAUUGUUGCUGCACUCUUCCUGUCAUGCUGCUUGCGGAUGGAUUUCAUGUGGAGGAAUAGCGAAUGCCGAGAAUAGCUGUCUGUUCCUUUCGACGAUUUGGUUGCAUUCCUGGAGAGCAAGGCGACGCAGGGUUGGAGAACAUUGUGAAAGAUAAAGUGAGAUUUACAGGAAUGGAGUAAUUAGGAGGACGGCACCGUGAUGUGAAAUGAAUCUUGUGUGCAGAUUUUGAGAUAAUUUGGGAGUAUUUGCAGGAUAGCACUUGAAAUGCGAGGCUUGAUCAAGGAUCCAAACUAGGAUAGCAGUGUUUUGUGAAUGAGAUUUAUGGCGCGGCUUAAGGUUCCUCUGGUGGCAAUUAAUUGUAGAAGUGUAAUGGAAUCGAGAACAAGGCUGUGGCAGGACUUAGAGGCAGACGCAAAGGUUGUGCUUGUCAUUAUUGCAUGGUGGGGAGUUGGAGAGAGAUUUUGACCUAAUUUAUUAGUGAAGUAUAGUCGGAACCCAUGGCGGAGAAUGAGACGAGGGUUUCGUCUACAGGCUCUGGGGUGAGAAAGUCGGCGAACGGGACACCAAAGAGAUCUUUAUCGACCAGAAUAUCAGGGGAGGCUACCUCGGAGUAUGUUAGAGGUGGAAUGCUCGCGUUGCCUCUAGGUCAACGCGAAGACAAUCGCCAAAGUUUCAACGCAGCAAAAGCACGAGCCGAUGCGGCAGCGAUGUCAGGAUUAACAAGCUCGCGGACUUCCACGCAUCCGUCGUCCAGGAGGCAAUCUGGCAGCUCACAGAUCUCCUUUUCCUCCAAAGGCAGCGGUCGGCCUGGCCAACGUGGGGCCAAGAAAAAGAAAAAAGCCCAAGAUGAUCCUAUUCAGGUUUUCAACGAAGACGGCAAGGAUGUGACUCCAAAGCCCUUGUCAUCAGUGAAGCCAACAGUGAUAAAUGAACGGUUUAUGAGCUUAACUGUGCAAACAGCUGAGGACAUUGAAUUUCAGCAUUCUGCUCCAGCCUACAGCCGAACGGGAUACACGGUGACGAGCACAGCUGGGGAGCUUACUCCUGAGACCAUUGAGUUGGGUACUGAUCUUGAACUAGGAGAGUCCGAUGGUCAAGAGUCUCGAAGGUCGAAUCGCUUCCGAGGCUAUGGGUUUGUCGAGACUCCUCGUUAUUCAAAACGCAAAUAUGUCAUUGUUCCGGCUCCAAUUAUUCACCCAACAGCACUAAAGGAUUUGGAACGACCUGUCUCAAUUAUCAUAACUGAGAGUGAAAAUCAGAUUAUGAUGAGUAUGCGUGGGCAUAAUCUGAAUUCAACGUACGACAUUAUCCACACAGUUCUGAACCGUAAUGAAAAAUACGCGCAGCUUCUCCAGACGAAACAUGGGAGUGAUAAUUUUAACCAAAAUACAACCCAGACCUUAUUCAGUUUGCUGAAGAAUAAGGAAGCUCAGGCCUCAGCUUUUUCUACUCGGUCUAACUCUGUUCAGGUGAAUUCUUGGGGUAUUGCGGAUUCAGUCGCAGGAAAAGUAAAAACAGAUCAGCAUCAGCCGUGGAAAGUUGUGCCACAUGGAUCCAAGGACACCAAGAACAAAAAUCCCACGACUGCAGUAGUUAUACUUCCAGAGCUAUUCACAGACUUGGACGGUCCAAAUGGGUCACCAAUAACGAGCCCUCCGGUAUUUCGUCUAGAUUCGAAACGACAAUCCAUGGCCUCCAGAAGGGGAUCAACUCUUGGUGGUCAAUCACGGCGACAGUCGGCCUCGAAAAGAACAAGUGUAGCGUCAAGGCGUGCUUCAACAAGCGGGGGAAUGUCACAAGGGCAGGGGCUGGACGACGUCAUAAGAUUAAUGAGUCCUGUAUCUAUUGUAACUGGUGCGGGCAGCGUGGGUGAUAGCCAAGGCAGCGAGCCUGUCCAGUCCGAAGUUGACAUCAGCAAGAUUCCUGGACUCUUCAAGGCUUUAGAACAUGUCGAAAGAGCUUGCGUAUUGAAUACAUAUCAUGAUAAGCUCUUGGGAUAUAUGAACUUUAGGGCCAGAGAAGUUGAACCUCCUCCUGAACCUGACAAAGUCGAGAAUCCCGUACUGAAGAAAAAAACCAAAAAGGUUAAACCAGAAGCGUCACUGUAUCCAUUGGCUGCACUGAAGGAGUUUGAGGAGAAGGAAGAUGUUACGCUGAAAGUUAUCUUGCCACAGUUAGAGGACUCGACAGCGACAGUGCACUCACUCUGGGAAUUUCAAUGUGACCUCACAGACGGCAGAAACAUUAGUUGUAUGACAUGGAAUAAGGCAAACCUGAAUUUGAUUGCGGUUGGUUACGGUGAAUUCGAGUUUGGAAAACAAAGGGAUGGCAUGAUUGCAUUCUGGUCCUUGAAAAAUCCGCGUUAUCCACAUGCCACGAUCCCCACACUUUCGGGUGUUACUUCCCUGGACUUUGCAACCUCCAGCCCUAGCCUACUUGCUGUUGGUUUCUACAACGGGAAUGUGGCUAUAUACGAUGUGCGAAAUCCUAGGGAUACGGAGCCAAUGGUAAAGAGCUCCUUUGCAACAGGAAAGCACGCCGAUCCUGUGUGGAAAGUACAAUGGGUUGAUCAUACUGCUGAGCAUGGAGAGGCUCUUGUUUCAAUCUCCACCGACGGUCGUGUGUCUCAAUGGUCCAUUAAGAAGGACUUGGAAUUUGUGAAUCUGAUGAAACUGAAGAAAGUCCCCAGCCAAAACAAAGGCGCACAACCGCAGCCUUUUAUAUCACGACGUUCUGCAGGACUGUGUUUUGAAUUCUCGAAAAAGGACGCCGGCAUUUAUAUUGUUGGAACAGAAGAAGGGCCCAUUUAUAAAUGUGAUCGAUCUUACAGUGAGCAAUAUAUGAUGAUCUACACCGGGCACAAUGGUCCUGUUUAUCAGGUACGGUGGUCUCCGUUUAUGCCGUCCUUGUUUCUGAGCUGCAGCGCCGAUUGGACAACACGACUUUGGAGUGAAGACCAAGUCAGUGUUUCUGAGUCUUAGGUGUCUUGCUUGUAGCAAUCUUAUAUAGUCAGAAAACCCCUUUUCUGGAGUUUGUGCGAGUAGCAUCUUGCAGACCAUACUUCAGUGUUGUACACAGUCAAUGAUGUCUGCAGUGCUAGCGUUGUUUUCAACAAAGCCUCUUUAUUGUGAUGCGAAUCUUCGUACAACAUAUUGGGUCUUGAAUUAAACAUCCUUAUUCCCACCACAACCUACUUAAGGAGCCCUAAAAGUAACGCGCAUCUCAGGAAGGAGCUCUUCUCGUGUUCCAGACCACAAACGUGGGUAUAGCCGAUGUUAGGUGGUCAUUCACACAUGCUUGUGUUUUCGCAGUGGCUUCAACUGACGGCCACAUGGAGGUACACUCAGGCUUGUAUUACCUUCACUUUUAAUUUUAAAUUGGAUCGUCGUUUCAUGGUUUUUUUGUAAGGUA
Messenger RNA from Physcomitrium patens, 3583 nucleotides. NCBI's taxonomy places the organism in Eukaryota, Viridiplantae, Streptophyta, Bryopsida, Funariales, Funariaceae. The record is from RefSeq and is a predicted model, not a curated record.